Pararge aegeria (speckled wood butterfly) is the source of this 553-nucleotide messenger RNA. RefSeq lists its product as uncharacterized. The transcript is spliced from 3 exons. The record is from RefSeq and is a predicted model, not a curated record. The coding region runs from base 59 to 523 and encodes 154 amino acids. Lineage: Eukaryota; Metazoa; Arthropoda; Insecta; Lepidoptera; Nymphalidae.
UUGAAAGUUCAUGUAAAUUUAAAACAAUAUUGACAAAAAAAAACGGUAAAUUUGUGUAAUGCCUGCCUCAAAAAGGAAUUCUGGCGAUGCCACAAAAAAAAUGGAGGAUGGGCACAGACCUCGUCCUAUGAAAAACAUGAAACCAUCAGAGAAAAAGCCCAACAGCGCAGAUCAGUUCUGGGAGGAACACCAGGCAGAGUACGAGAAACGGGGCAAGCAAAGCAACAGAGUGGAUUGGGUUGAGAACCAUAAUAGGGCCUAUCCCCAACUGAGGGAUGAGCUACAGAAACGACGGUCGACAACUCAGUGUCACCCCGAAGAACUGCUAAAAGCAGGUUGCGCCAGUCAUCAAAGUGAGGGUUCCCAUCAUUCGGUCGCUUUAAGCUCUAAGAGCCACAACUCUCACCAAGAGGACAGGAGCUGGCGCACGGACUCCCUUAACUCACCUUCCAGCAUAGCAACCCUUAGUAGCUACCAGUCUUAUGGAACCAUUAACCAAGAACCGAUGAUCGGUCGCCGGUGAUGAUGACGAUGAUGGUGAUGAAAAAGGUCA